Conger conger (European conger) is the source of this 3439-nucleotide messenger RNA. RefSeq names its product very-long-chain 3-oxoacyl-CoA reductase-B-like. Gene Ontology annotation, cellular component: endoplasmic reticulum. Gene Ontology annotation, molecular function: oxidoreductase activity. The transcript has 11 exons. Bases 507 to 1484 code for a protein of 325 amino acids. Lineage: Eukaryota; Metazoa; Chordata; Actinopteri; Anguilliformes; Congridae. The record is from RefSeq and is a predicted model, not a curated record.
GAAGAUAGUUACGUCAGAUUGUUACAUUACCCUACAAGAGCUGGUUCUUUUACUUUUAGUUGCAUAUGGGAAUUUAUUUUGACCUACACUACAUCUUCCUCAAUCUCCCUGGAGCAUAUAUGUUAAGUCUACUUCUCGAAUAAGGGAAAUAUUGGUACCAUACUCUGAAAUACUUUCGGUUAUGAAAAGCAGACAUAAAGCCAAUGCUUUUUCAACGUUAAAAGAGAAAAUAGGCUAUCCGUUUAAAAAAGGACCGGCACUGUGGUUCACUUUAAAUUUGUUGAUAAGACACUAGUGAAAUUAUAACUAUGGCGACUAUUGUUAGCUCAUGCAUAUUUUGACAAACACUACGCCGUAAUCUUUCAGUGAUAGGGGGCGUAUGGGGCGGUACUUGCACAACUUAUAUGAGGUGACUCUUGCACUGCAGUCGCACGGUUGAAAGCGAUCAGCUAGCGGUUUGUCUACUUAAAACUUUCAGGACAAUUAGCCUGUUGAUCACGUACAGCAUGAGCACAGACUUGAAUUCUGCAGUCCUGUUUCAUGGACUGAGCGUAAUAGGAAGUUUCACAGUUUUGUUUUAUUUUUUAAAGUUCUCCUGGAAAUUAUAUUGGGGGGUAAGAGUAUACGUGUUGUCAGAAUAUUGUAAAACUGAUCUACGAAAAUACGGACAGUGGGCGGUUGUUACCGGAGCAACCUCAGGGAUCGGUAGAGCUUAUGCCAAUGAGUUGGCUAAAAGAGGACUGGACAUUGUACUGGUCAGCCGUUCAGAAGAAAAGCUUCACAUUGCUGCCAUGGAGAUUGAGAAGCUUUAUGGGAGAAAGACUCGCAUCAUUCAGGCAGAUUUCACAGUGGGCCAUGCUAUCUAUCCUGCCAUCGCAGAGGGACUACGCAACCUGGAUAUUGGCAUAUUAGUAAACAAUGUAGGCAUGAACUAUGUUGGAGCGUUAUGUUUUUUUCUGGACGUUGCCAAUGCUGAACAGAGAAUCACUGAAGUCAUCAACUGUAACAUCCUGUCUGUGACACAGAUGACAAGAUUGGUUCUCCCACACAUGGUUGAAAAGGGUACGGGCUUGAUUAUAAAUCUGUCUUCUGAAGUUGCCUCCCAGCCACAGCCUUUGCUGACCCUAUACUGUGCAACCAAGAUUUUUGUUACCUAUUUCUCCAGAUGUCUGAACUCGGAAUAUAGUACACGGGGGGUCACAAUCCAGUGUGUCACUCCCUUUAUGGUCUCAACAAACAUGACCUACAAUGCAGACGUCAAUGCCUUUGUGAAGAGUGCCGCAGAUUAUGCCCGUGAAGCCUUGAACACAGUGGGCCAUUCCACCUACACCAGCGGCUGCCUCUCUCAUGCCCUGCAGCAUGUCGCUCUCACAAUCUUCUUUCCUGGUUGGUUGCGACUCUCUUCUUUCUGGAUGAGAUGGAUGGACAAAUUUACUUUCGAGAAAGUAAACGAAACUAUGGCAACAUCCAAGAAGGAGAACUGACCAUCACAAAGAAAUAUCCAUACAUGGUGUAAGAAAUUGAUCAGAAUUAAAUAAAUCGGUGUCUCCAUUAUUGUGAUGGAUUCUCCUAACUGCCCUCUGUUUAGAUUGCAUUUUGGUUGUAAAGGUGACAUUGCAGAAACCAUUUCACAAAAACCCAUCUGGCUGAGAGUAUGGUUCCCAUUAUCUUCUGUGAUAUGGUUUUUACAUUUGUACAUUUACACUGCAUGACAUUUAAUUGCAUAUUGAAAUGUUUAAAAUUCACAAGUGCCAAAAUGUACUAACGUAUUAUUACACAUUGCUAUUGAUUAAUCGGUAUAACAAUUGUGAUGCAAUACAUUUACAAAAAAACUGCUACAGGACAAUUUCAUGUGUUUUUAUUACUGUAUAUCACUGUGUUGUAUAACUCAGGAAAUGUAUGCGAACCAGUCUAUUGCAGUGAGCGCACAAAUAGGUUAAUUUAUACAAAACGUUUUAUUUUGUUUGAAUCUAUUUUGGCGGCACGGAUGGUGCAGUGGGUAGCACUGCCGCCUCACAGCAAGGAGGUCCUUGGUUCGAAUUCCCGUCGGCCGGGGCCUCUCUGUGUGGAGUUUGCAUGUUCUCCCCGUGUCUGCGUGGGUUUCCUCCGGGUACUCCAGUUUCCUCCCACAGUCCAAUGACGUGCAGGUCAGGCUGAUCGGAGAGUCUAAAUUGCCCGUAGGUAUGAGUGUGUGAGUGAAUGGUGUGUGUGCCCUGCGAUGGACUGGCGAUCUGUCCAGGGUGUAUUCCUGCCUUUCGCCCAAUGUAUGCUGGGAUAGGCUCCAGCCCCCCUGCGACCCUGUUCAGGAUAAGCGGGUUAAGAUAAUGGAUGGAUGGAUGGGAUGGAUGAAUCUAGUUCCCUCCUGAAUUUGAUUUCUUUUCAAGUAUUUCCAUUAAUGUCAUUAACUCCUAUGCUUAUAUCAGAACCUUGGGACUUUUUUAUAAGGGCAUAUUUAUCUUUUUUUUUCUCAAUUCUAAUUUAACCGCAUUUCAUACCAAUUAUACAUUAAUACUGAAUUCCAAUGCAUUUGUAAUGUCAACAUUCUGCAAAUAGCUUGUUCUAUCCAAGUCAUUAUAUCCAUGCUGUAUUGGUGUCAUAUUAGCAAUGUAGCUCUGUGACAUUGUUGCCAAUGCAUUUCACCAGCAUUAUUGAUCCUUUAGACUGAUGUUUUUAUUCCAUUAAAAUGUUAUUUUGUGUAUUUUAUGUUCAAUAGGCAAAUACUAGUAGUCCAAAAAUAAAGUCAUCCUGAGUCCGGUAAAGAUGUGCAGGGACAAUAUCAUGAUAUGCGUACAGGUACAACAUAUUUCUAUGAAAAUUACUUUGAACAAAGCUUUGGUGGGACACUGUCAUUGUACCAGUAUGUUUUGUAUCCCUGCAUUCUCCCAUCCUGGUACUAUAUUGUAUCCCAAUUAUACUUUUUGCCACAAUGGUGUAUUUUUUUGCAGUUUAUCACAUUUGUAACUUAGGACAUGCAUUUUGGCAAAUGUAUUGGGAAGAACAGGUUAUCUACUGUGCUAUGCACCACAAACUCUAUAUGCUUUCUAUUAAAGUUAGUAGAUGUUAUAAAAUUGACAGAUUUGAAUCCGGGUUGCCUAACUGCAAAAAUAGUGCAGAAAAUAAAGCUCUUCACUCCUGGAUUUCAUUUAUUUUAAGGUAAAAACAAGUGACCUUACAAUUGGAUGUAUUUAAGUUCUCUUUUACAGAUUUUUUUUAUUUUUAUUAUUUGACAGAAGAAGUGGCCCUAGUAACCAUAUUAUCUAAAAGAACUAAAAUGUUAUUGGUUUGUGUUGCGGAUUUCCAAAAGGACAUUUUAUUAUUUCCAACUGUAAAUGGGUAAGUUUUAAGUAAGUUUUACCUAACAGCCUUACAUUCUUGACUCACAAAAGAGCAAGUCAAUCAAACAACGAAAACAAUGAAUAAAAAUGCAUUUCUCUAACAA